AUGAUUACCGACGGGGAUGUGGUUGAGAGCGACGCCGGUGCUGAAGAGGGCAUGCUGGAUGGGCAGCGGAAUGCAGUUAGCGUCGCCGUAGGCAGAGAUGGAGACGGUGCCGACAUAGUUAGAGUUGACGAGAGCGGAGGUUAUGUUAUGCAAAAUGUACAAGUUCUUGCAAUCGUCGAGGGUCAUCUUAAUGCCACUAUCUUUGUCUCUGUGCUCGGUUGUGAGCCGAUCACUCGUAUAGAAUGCUUUGAUCACGUUGUUCAUGGUGGCUUUCACCGCCUUAGAGAUGCAAGCCUUGGGGUAAGCGGGGUCAGCAUUUUUAUCUGA
Molecule: messenger RNA, 327 nt
Organism: Sphenostylis stenocarpa
Lineage: Eukaryota; Viridiplantae; Streptophyta; Magnoliopsida; Fabales; Fabaceae
Source: the annotation of a GenBank genome assembly